ACCUUUUCACAGUAUAGUAAAACAGAUUGUGGUUUUUAUAUGGAGUGAGUGGUGUAUAUCUGUCAAUCUAAUGACGAUAAAAGCGUAAAUGUGUGAAAUUCAGGAUUAUUCUGUCGAGCUUAAGGAUAUUUAUAACAAUAAAUAUUCGUGGAGCUCCGACAUGGAUUUAUACAUCACAGAUUCACUCCAGGAUAUGCUGGAUAUGGAUAUAAAAAAUGAAAUUGCAACAGACCUUAGCAGUAUGACAGACUUUGCCGACACUUUAGGAUCACAUUUUUCAGAGCUGCCUCCGUUAUUGGAUAUGGACACAGAUAAUUCGGCAACUUGGCUUAAUAAUAGUUCUAGUUUUGUUCAUAAUCUGGAUCUAUAUGGAUCCGAGGCAAAUGCAGUAAUGGUUAAUCCAAAUUCUGUAAUGCCUUCCACGUUUGUUGAAACUCCUGUAAAAAGUAUAGUGAAGGAGGAAGCUUCGAACUUAUUGCUAACAUCGGCUGCAGCAAACGACGAUUUAAGCAACAAUAGCAUAUCGAUUCCGAGUCCCAAAGAAGAAAAAAGUCAUUUAACAUUUUCGCCGAAUGCAAUAAAAGUAUCAAAAGUACAGGAACCAGAAGAACCAAAAACCAAGAAAGGCUCGGAGUUAGAGGAAGCCACGCAAAUGGUGAUUUAUGUAAGGAAACAUGAAAAGAAUGUUGUAAAAGAUUUAUUGAAAGAUUUGGACAAAUCUAAAGUAUCAAGUAUCUCCACGCCAACCACGGUUAGAAUAAAAAGUCAGUCAGAAUUAAUAAAAGUUAACAACAAAAGCUGUUCAAUUUUAAAUACAAGCCAAAAAGUUGCACACUCAUUAGGAACAAAAACAAUAAUUUCUGGUAAUAUUCACAUAUUGGAUCCUCAACAAAUUAACAAUUCUAGAACAAUUUUAGCAAAUGGAAAUAAAAACCAGGCAACAAUAUUAAUUGACAAUUCGUCAUUAAGUAACAAUAGGCAAAUAAUUAAAACUUCUGUGAAUGGCGGUUUUACGUUAGACACCAGUCAUACUAAGUUUUUGAACGCGUCAAGCAAAACGAAUGCUGGGGAGUUUCCUAAGCCAGCAUACUCUUAUUCAUGUUUAAUAGCAAUGGCUCUGAAAAAUUCAAGAACAGGUAGCUUACCUGUUUCAGAAAUUUAUAACUUUAUGUGUCAGCAUUUCCCUUAUUUCAAAACUGCGCCAAAUGGAUGGAAAAAUUCAGUCAGGCAUAACCUUAGUUUGAACAAAUGUUUUGAAAAGAUCGAAAAACCGUCAACAAAUGGAAGUCAAAGAAAAGGAUGUCUCUGGGCCAUGAAUCCUUCAAAAGUUGGAAAAAUGGACGAAGAAGUGCAAAAAUGGUCACGAAAAGAUCCACAGGCUAUCAAGAAGGCCAUGGUUUAUCCAGAAAACUUAGAGGCUUUAGAAAGGGGUGAGAUGAAAUACAGUGGAGUAAGCGGAGACAAUGAGGCAGAUGAUGAUGCUGAUGUUGAUGCUGACCCCGACCUGGACGCCGACGUCGAAAUAGACCCCGAAGUCAAAGAGGAGGUUGAAGAGGAAGAGGCUAUUAUAGAACAGGAGGUGUCUGAUCAAGAGUUGGAAGUUGAAGAAAUUGUGGAAGGGACAGGCAUGGUUGGUGGGACAUACAGGCUACUCGCCACGGGACCCUCGUCACUUACCUCAUAUAUUACUGAUGUGGAAUCCGGCGAAGAAAUCAGUGAUAUUGAAAUUCUCGAUCAAUCAUAUGAAGAAAUCGAUUUUGAUGUCACAAAACCUGUGAAAUUAGACUUGUCAAUGACAGAAAACUAUACAAUACAUCCAACAAAACGGGCAAAAACAAGCUUCAUCUAUCAGCCAGUGACAACUCAGACGCACACAAGUAGAAGAAAAACGCCACUCGUCAACCGAGUCGCAUUAAUGUAAGCAAAAUUCCUAAACAACCUAAAAGACUUGUAUUCAUAGAAAAUUGUGAUCAUAACGUUAUGGGGUCAACAAUAGUAGAUAGCGUAGUCUCUCCAGUGAUUGUUCCAUUGUUAGGUAAAACUUAGAUUACGUCAAAUAAUUCGAAUUGUAAUAAUUAGCCGUGAGUGUGUCGCAGAGUGCUGAAUGUGUGUAUUAUUGUAUCAAAUUCGAUCGUGAUAGUCUGUACCAGAUAAGUGUAUUUACAUGUUUUUACAAAAACAAAACACUUGUUACAUAUCUUACACUGUAAAAAUAUUAUUUGUUAAGCGAAAGCCUGUAAGAUGCGACUCGAUUAUGUCAUUAUCGAUUGUUGUACUUUUAUGUUAAUGUGAAUGAUGUGACAUUGAAUAUUGCCCAUUAGCGUUUAGAAAGGUGUUGUAGGAAAUGAUUGUUUGAUUUAGCAAGUUACUUAAGGCUGAAGUACAAAAUACUUCAUAUAAACGAACUGAACUCUUUUUCUUUAUUUUAUUUUGUAUAAAUUGGAGGAGAUUUCCAUUCAGAUACUUGAAAUGUUUUUUUUAUCGUCAGUUCGUUUGAAUGGACUUAGUACGAAAAGCUUUUUAAAUCAGAAAAGUACACAUGAAAUAAUGUAUCAGUCUAGCAACAAACGCUGUAGCGGGUAUGUGAAAUUCCCACCGCUGAUGUAUAUGUAAAUAUUGUCUGUUACUUAUGUUUUAUUUGCAUAUUAGUUGUUUUUAGUGGCAGCUUCUUCUACAGAAUUAAUAAUAUCAGUUGAAUCAUGCUGCCCUCGAUUAAAUCUAACCAUAGACAUAAUUCCAAGACAUUUUCAGGAAAAAAAAUAAGAUUAGUUCAAAUUGUAUCCAAGUAAGAACUAUAUAAUGUUCGAACCUCGCUACAAAGUGGCAAAAUUGUUUUAUUUAUGAAAGCUAGAAAACCUUUUGGUUUUUAUGUCUGUCUUUUAGUUAACGUCAACAACAUACUAUGCUGUACAACUUAUUUUUAGUUAUUUUACGUUGUACCUGUUAAACAUAAACUUUUGUACAUACAUUUAUUUAAAUGUACUGUAGAAGCAUACCACUUUCAUUUUUAAUUGUUGCGAUUUCAAGAGUAAGAUGUGCAAUUUCAGUGGAUAAUACAGGUAUUGAUGUAAUUGGGUAUGCCAGUUUCAAUACAAAAUGCUUAGAAAAAUUAUGUGAAUUGAAUCUUGUUAAUGAAUUUGUUAUAUUUUCUUGACAUCAAUUUAACACAUUCCGUGAAAAUUAAAUUGUAGUUGACGAAAUAUGAUAAGUCCAUUACAAAGUAGGUACAUAUUUUCAAAUAGUGUAUUAUUAUGUAUGAGAUAAAGUAUGGAAUGGAAUAGACUUGGUCUUUGUAGUAUUGGUUGUGUUAGUAGAUCUCUCGAAUGUAGUAAACGAAAUGGUGAGUUUAGUGUAAGUACGUAGUUUAAGAUUUGGAACACGUCACAUAUACAUGAAUAGUCAAGUUUUAUUCAAUUAAUUUUAAAUGGAUACGAAUUGGAAUUGAAAUGUUAUUAACGCUAAUAAAUUCAUUAAAAUCGCUUGUAACCGAGUCAAGAUCGGUUUUGUAUAGACGAGGAUUUAAUUUCUUUAUAAACAUUGUGGCAAUCAUGUCUACAGACUGACUCGGUUACACGGCUAGCAACAGCAGAUAGAUUUACAGACAAAUAACAUGUUAGAACUCAUAUGCAUAGAGGAUAUCUAUACUAAUAUUAUAAAGCUGAAGAGUUUGUUUGAACGCGCUAAUCUCAGGAACUACUGGUCCGAUUUCAAAAUUUCUUUCAGUGUUAGAUAGCCCAUUUAUCGAGGAAGGCUAUAGGCUACUUUAUCUUUCUUUUUAUCCCGGUACGGGAAGUAGUUCCCACGGGAUGCGGGUGAAACGGCUGGCAGAAGCUAGUGUUUAAUAUGUCAUUAAUAGCCGUUAACAAAAUAUAUACACUCUUUAGAUUAGACAUAAUACUGUGAUAUAAAGCAAUGUUAAAUUCGCUACUAUAGUAAAUAAUCCUAUUUAUCACAAUUCAUUAAAAACUCUGGUAAAUGUUUGUGGACUUAUCUGCUUAGCAAUUUGUGUAGGCUUUAGGCAAAACUAAACGUAGUUGGUAAACUAGAAACAACUGAGUUAACCAAUAUGUAAGACGACAUUAUAAUAAGAGAUAAAGGAAAGUGAUAUAAGAAAACUGCUUAGUUUCUCAACAUAUUUCAUGAGAGUUAAAUAAACUUUUUGCCUGUUGUACUUCAGGGCGUAAUGUUGGGUUUGCUACUUGUGGUAAAUAAAUUAAGAAGACUAACAUACGACAAAAUUACUAUAUCACAUACCGUGAAUUUGUUGUUCUUUAUGUUUUCAAGGAUUGUGUUUGUAGGUGAGUAUGCUACCAAGUGUAUUCUAGGGUAACAGCCCAUUUAAAGACUUGUUUACAUAAUAAAGAACGAAUUUAUUUCAUGACAGAGUAGAACAACGUUUUGCUACCGCCAUGGGGUAUUGGUGGGACAGAUUCAAUGAGAUUUGAAAAAUGUCAUCACUAUCAAACAUUCGUUCGGAUAGUGGUUCGAAUUGUUACUGCCAGAGAUCUUAAAAUUUCAUAGUUUGGCUUUACCACUAGUAGUGACCCUAACCUGACUUUUUCGAUGUACCUAAUUAUUAACCUUUGAAAUCAAUUGUAAUAAUGUAUUGUUGUAAGUAGAAAUAGAUUACUUAAUAAAACAAAUUACAAAAACACCACGAAAGUACCCUCAGUAAUUUCGUUUAAUUUAGGUGCUCCAUGUAUAAUAUUUAGACACAUCAGUGCAAUUGUGUAUAUAUAAUAUCUAUGUAGUGCGUUUUGAUAUCUCCUGCUAUAAUUCGAUAGUUUAAUUUAAAUUGAUGCGUGUGAAUUUAAUUAAAAUAAAUCAAUCGUGUUUAUGAAUUGUAUCGUAGAUGCCAUUUUCCAAAGUAAUGUAAUAGUUAAUGAAGUACCUUUAAUAGAUAAUGUUAUGACGACUGCUGCCACGCUUUACCGACUUCACAGCGGUAUUAAUGGACAUUUGGUAAUAAUUUUACUUAAAACUUUGUAAGUUUUUCUUUUGUACAAUACAUAGUUAAUGUAUUUUUCCACUGCCAGUAUUGCAACAUCCAAGUAAUAAGCAUUUAGCAUAAGAGUAGCUUUUAGUUUAGCUGUUAGAUUACACAUAUAAGGAAACCUAGUUGAAGUAAACAAUUUUUAAUAUCAUUUUUGUAAUAAAAUUCAAUGAGUACCUACA
Helicoverpa zea (corn earworm) is the source of this 5175-nucleotide messenger RNA. RefSeq lists its product as uncharacterized. The coding region runs from base 89 to 1921 and encodes 610 amino acids. The record is from RefSeq and is a predicted model, not a curated record. The transcript is spliced from 9 exons. Gene Ontology annotation, biological process: regulation of transcription by RNA polymerase II. Lineage: Eukaryota; Metazoa; Arthropoda; Insecta; Lepidoptera; Noctuidae. Gene Ontology annotation, molecular function: transcription cis-regulatory region binding; DNA-binding transcription factor activity, RNA polymerase II-specific.